UAUGAUUGAGACAAAAAAGAGGAAGAGACGGAGACGUGUGGAUGAAAGGUUUUGAGAUUCAGGAAACACUCUGACAUCGUGCAGCUGUCGAUACAAGCAGAGGAAACAGAAACAGAUUAAUGAUCUGAAGGAAUCAGAAGAUGAUUCAUCUACUUGUCCUCGCUCUGGUCCUCACAGGCUGUGAGGCUGAACAUGUAAUCAAGGCGUGUACGGGAGGAUGGUUUGAAUUCACCUGCGAAUACAAAAUUGGAUCAUAUCAAACCAUCGACACCAAGAUUCCCAACGGAAAAAAAGUAAAAGGCACUAAAGUGAACACAUGGGAACAGGAUAAGAAUGUUUACUUGUACCACGAUACAGUAAAUAAACUCCUCAGGGUGAAGGUCACAUCACUGAAACCUGCUGAUUCUGGGGAUUACAAGUGUAAGAUUCAAGGAAAACCAACCAUAGUCGAGCUGGAAGUGAAGAACGGCGGCUGCCAGGAACCGUUUCAUCAAACUGUUAACGCAACGGAUGAAACCACCAUAACAUGCAACUACCCCAAGGACAGACAAGGUUUUUUUUUCUGCAAAGAGGAAGGUUCUGACUGCGUGGACGUUUUUCCAACACAUCGUACUCAAUGGUCAGAGGGAAGGUUCAGGCAGACGGAAAUCGAAAGUGUCUUCAGCGUGUCCAUCAGCAACGUGUCCUCACAGGAUGGUGGCGUCUACUGGUGUGGAUCAGCUCAUAGAAGCUACAGGAGUUCACUCAGAAAAAUAGAGCUGGAUGUUAAAAUCCAGACAACCACUGCAUCUGCUAAGCCUCAGGGUGGCUCUUGGUUACUGGUUAUCAUUGCAAUUGUUGCAGUGGUGUGUGCAGCCGCGCUGGUGCUACUGGUCGUCAAGUUCAAACGAUGUGAGGGAUCAAAAAACACAACUCAAAACGAGGACCACAGCUAUGUAGAGAUAGAACUGCGCCCCCAGAGGCCAGGAUCAGGAACUGCACGAAAAACCCUGUACGUCACUGCCAACUUCCCCACAAACGUUUCUGGCUCCCAUUACUCCAACAUCCUGUUUGAGAAAAGCUCUGGUGAAGUUAGUGGUGACACAUAUUCCACUGUAGGGGGCAGUGUCCUGUGUCCCACCUACUUUACUGUCAAUCAUCCUUCCAGCUUCACUGACAAGACUCUUUAUUCUACAGUCACCUUCUCCGUCAAGUCCUCACAGGAGCUUUAAAAACACAAACCUUGAAUAUUUUGUCAAAACCUUUGUAUAAUUAGCAGCUAAUGAAUCUAUUGCACUGUGUUUGUGUUAUUAUCGUCUGUUCUCUUCGGAAAAAUAUGAAGAAUUUGAGGAAAAACUAUGAAAACGUUAAUCAUAACAUGGAAUCAGUAUUUUUGAAAAGACCAUAUUAUAUCCUUUGUGUGUAUAUAUAUUAAUAUAAAGUGUUUAUCGUCAUGUUUUACCAGAUACCCUUAAAAACAUACUUGAUAUAUUAUAUUGUAUUGUCAAGGGGUGAAGUGUAUUUUUGUAACAUAGAAGUACAUUUUCAGUUUUGGACAAAUCGAAAGUCUCACCCCUGUCUGCUCCCUCUGAUCUCGAAGAUAGAGAGGAUCCAGAUGCUGGUGCUCUAAACAUUUGAAUAUCUUUCAUGUUUCUGUCGGCAGCAGAAGUCUCCUGAAUCACUUCCUUAAUUUUUCAUCUUUUCUCUCAUAACUGAAUUUUUGAGCCACCGGAAAAAACUGUAAUGAGAUAUUUCUUGACCUUUUGUCCCUGAAGGCUCUGACUGAACGUGUUAAUAUUUGAUCAUCUGUGAUUGAAGAAGUCACCUCGUCAUGUCUCCCUGCUGUGGCUCCUCACGCCACAAUAACAUGGUGUCAGCUGUGUGUUGAGCAGUGUUGGGAGUAACGGCGUUUAAGUAUAACGGCGUUACUAACGGAGUUCUUUUUCAGUAACGGAGUAAUCUAAUUAAUUACUUUUGUCAUCGUUACAACGCCGUUAUCGUUAUUGAUAAUGUAAAGUGGCGCGUUACUACAAUUUGGUUGAAUGAAGCGUGCGGUUGUAACAAAUCACCCUGUUCAAACCCCAGGGGAAAUGCUCUAUGCUUUUAAUUUUAAGGACACGGGCGGACUCGACCCGCUGUGUACCUUGCGCGCUGCCCGACCAAGUUGUUAUAAACGAAAGAUCCCUGGUUGGACCGAUGACCUUGUUAUCGGUCUAACCCCUAAUUAAAUAAAUAUAAAUAUAAACGAAUUCGACACAAAAAGGUUGCGUAUUAUAAGUGUAUUUAAACAAAACCCACAUCAAUCCCACAUAUCCCCGUGCUCGAGCCCGCAAACCAUGGCGGCCCCGUAAACAUAAACACGCUAUUUACACACAUUCAACACAUCAAUAUUUCCCCCCCAGGUCCAUAAUAUAAUCCCCGAACAAAACGUCCCAAACAAAAAUGCCUGCAGGUGAGCGAGGUAUAGUGUUUUUAUUCUUCAAUCAGUUAAUAUAAACUUCUUUGACGUUAAAGAUGUUACAGAACGUAACAGCGUUAUAAAACAUGAAAAAUAACGCCACAGUUACUUUGCUGAGUAACUAAUUACUCUAACAAUGUGGUAACUGAGUUACUAACUCAAUUACUUUUUGGGAGAAGUAAUUUGUAACUGUAACUAAUUACUUUUUAGAAGUAACUUGACCAACACUGGUGUUGAGUUGGUUUAAUGUGAAAAUUCUAAUAACACAUGUUACCCAGAGAAAGGUACGUAGAAAUAUGAGCAACAGGAGCAAACAUCUCAUCAGUGAAGCAUUUCUGUGUGAAGACUUUCCUGACACAGGAGAUGCAGCACCUCCACACACACUUUACUGCUGUAACACUUCACCUGACUUCAUGCAGGAGUUUUGUGCAACAGGCAGGAAAUGCAACUUGAUUCACGUCCUGUCGUCUUCUGCUGAAGUAGGGCCGAUGAUGCAAUGCUGGUUAAAAAUGUCUCAUCAUGAACCUCAUAUUCAUCAGCACAAUUGUUUUCAGCUCCCACUUCUCCCUGGGAAAAGCCCCAGUUCACAAACUUUAUUUCACUUCAUUAAAACCCAAUGAUGAUCAAUGAUGAGGUUGUUUCUCCCCAUCGGGCACAAAGUGAGUUUUUCAUUUGUCAAUUAUUUUAAGAUACACCACAUUUUUUCUAAUACGCUUGACCAAAGACAUGAUGUGUAACUAAAUUCAUAGAAAAACAUAUUGUACACACAACUUUUAUAAAUCUGAUGGUUCUUGCUCCAAUGAUUAUUAUGGAAUUAAAUCAUUGUUGUGUUUAUGUUUCAUUUGAAGCUACAAUGUACUCAUGCACAUCUUUUAAAUGAUUAAAACAGUUUUUUUUUA
Messenger RNA from Pleuronectes platessa (European plaice), 3336 nucleotides. RefSeq lists its product as uncharacterized. Gene Ontology annotation, cellular component: cell surface. Bases 141 to 1211 code for a protein of 356 amino acids. Gene Ontology annotation, molecular function: signaling receptor activity. The transcript has 7 exons. Lineage: Eukaryota; Metazoa; Chordata; Actinopteri; Pleuronectiformes; Pleuronectidae. The record is from RefSeq and is a predicted model, not a curated record.